AUGAAGUACGUCCAAUCUUCCGAGCUGUUGGAGCUCCCAGAGGGAGUCUCCGUCCAAAUCAAGUCCAGAAUCAUUACUGUCACCGGUCCAAGAGGUCAGUUGAGUAAGAACUUGAGACACAUCGACGUCACUUUCACCAAGAUCUCCGACAAACAAAUUAAGAUUACUGUCCACAAUGGUGACAGAAAACACGUCGCCACUUUGAGAACCGUCAAGUCCUUGAUUGCCAACCUCGUCAAGGGUGUUACCGUCGGAUUCAAGUACAAGAUGAGAUUCGUGUACGCGCACUUCCCUAUCAACGUUAACGUUGUUAACGAGGACGGCCAGGAAUACGUCGAGAUCAGAAACUUCUUGGGUGAGAAGAGACUUAGAAAGGUCAAGGUCUGGGAAGGAUGCAAGGCCACUAUCUCCACUGCCCAGAAGGACGAGCUGAUUGUUGAGGGUAACUCUUUGGAGAACGUUUCGCAGACAUGCGCAGACAUUCAGCAGAUCUGCAGAGUCAGAAACAAGGAUAUCAGAAAGUUCUUGGACGGUAUUUACGUUUCCGAGAAGGGCCACAUCGUUGAGGAGGCCUAA
This is a messenger RNA of Ogataea parapolymorpha DL-1, 576 nucleotides long. Its product is annotated as 60S ribosomal protein L9-B. The transcript has a single exon. The record is from RefSeq and is a predicted model, not a curated record. Gene Ontology annotation, molecular function: rRNA binding; structural constituent of ribosome. Gene Ontology annotation, cellular component: cytosolic large ribosomal subunit; ribosome. Gene Ontology annotation, biological process: cytoplasmic translation. Bases 1 to 576 code for a protein of 191 amino acids. NCBI's taxonomy places the organism in Eukaryota, Fungi, Ascomycota, Pichiomycetes, Pichiales, Pichiaceae.